Messenger RNA from Strongylocentrotus purpuratus (purple sea urchin), 3359 nucleotides. RefSeq names its product ribosome biogenesis protein NOP53 (gene nop53). The transcript is spliced from 13 exons. Gene Ontology annotation, cellular component: nucleolus. NCBI's taxonomy places the organism in Eukaryota, Metazoa, Echinodermata, Echinoidea, Camarodonta, Strongylocentrotidae. Gene Ontology annotation, biological process: ribosomal large subunit assembly; rRNA processing. Bases 9 to 1364 code for a protein of 451 amino acids. Gene Ontology annotation, molecular function: 5S rRNA binding. The record is from RefSeq and is a predicted model, not a curated record.
CUACGCACAUGGAAUUUGUCAAAAUGGAGCAAAGCACGCAGUCACAACCGACAAAAAGGAAGAGGGCCGGAGUCGCAAAAAACAGGAAGAAGGCUUGGAGAAAGCACUCAAAUAUUAAAGAUGUCGAAGAUUUUAUGGAUGAUCAACGGAUGCAACUUCGAACUGGUGGUCUGAUAUCAGAGAAACCAGAUGAAAGUUUGUUCUUUGUUGACAAUAAACAUCCUCCACAAGAUGAAGGCGAGUCUAAGAAGAAUCUUGAGAAGCCUCUUAAGAUCGAUAGGAAGUUGAUGCCAGACCCUAGGAUACCAGUGGCUAGAAUAUCAAGGACACCAAAGUCUUCAGAGAGACCGAAGCGCAAGAGUAAGCUCGUUCAAAGACUAGAAGAAGAGGGUAAAUGGGGGCCAUCAUCAACAGUCAAGAGAAGAAAACUGACAGCAGCUUUGAGAGACAGUGAUAAAGCAGAGAAAGACAAAGAUGAUGAUCAGAAGAGGAGAGAAUGUGGUAGAGCGGUAUAUGAUCUCUGGGGAGCUCCAGUGCCUGCUAAGACGAAGACAGAAGGAACACCGAAUGAACACUAUCUCAGGGUCACUAAGAAGACGAGGAAACAGGUACCAAAGACAUACUACAAUAAGACUUCAUGUUUCAAUGCAGUAGAAGUUGUGUCAGGAGGAGCAUCCUAUAACCCAACCUUUGAAGAUCAUCAGGAACUGAUCCAGAAGGCCAUUCAAGUGGAGCUGGAUAUGGACAAGAAAGAAGAGAAACUCAACAGAUGGCAUCGCUUUGCUAAAGUUAGCAGAGCAGAGAUGGAGAGAACUAGUAUGGCAGAAAUGACUGAAGGAUUGUUUGAAGAUGGACACAAUCCAGAAGAGGAAGCUAAAGAUGAUGGAGAUGAUGAUGUGUUGCCUAGUGCUCCUGUUGUUGCAGAGAGGAGGAAAACAAGAAAACAGAGAAACAAAGAGAAGCAAAUCAGUCAACAGACGAAGAAAGCCCAUGCAGAGAAAGCUGAAAAGAUUCGUCUGCAUGAGGUGUAUCGUCUGAGAUCAUUGAAGAGAGAAAUCAAGGAGAAAGAGGAGAAGAUAGCUACUAAGAUCAAGCAGAAGAAGGCUAAAGCACAGGAGGAUGAAGGCAAAACUAAGCGACUUGGACGCUACAAAUAUGAAGAGCUUCCUAUACCAGUAAAGCUUUCAGAGCAUCUUGUUGGGAACCUUAGACGACUCAAGCCUGAGGGAAGUCUGAUUGUGGAUCGAUUCAACAAUCUUCAGAAGAGAAACAUGAUAGAACCAAGGAUAUGGAAAAAAGGCAUGAAACCCAAGAUGAAGGAGUACGAGAAAAAGACUUUCAAGGAAAUCAAGUUAGCAGAAUGAACCAGCCCUAUUCUCUCAACUGCAGAGAACACAAUCUGUACUGAGUUUACCUCCAGCUUCACACCACCCAUACGAUUGUCAUCAUUGUCAUGUUUAAUAGGAUCAAUACUUUGCAGUUUGGUCUGUUCAUCUGUAGUGGACACUAAGAAGAUCCCAUCUCGAGAUCUUGAAACAAUUUCUGACCGAUAUAGUAUUAAUCCUUGUUCCUGGUACAGAUCACUUGAAUAUGGCAAUGCAACUUUUGUGAGGAGUUGAAUUGUGUCAAAGCAUAUAUUCUCUGCUUUACUUCGAAGCAACUUUAAUAUCAAGGAUACAUUUCACUGUAAACGAGCCAUCCUUCUAUAGAAUACAAAUUUCUCAAUGUCAGAGAAAUCAUGGUUAUGAUUUAUUUUUUAUUUUUUUAUUUUUUUUAUUUCAUGAAUAACAAGGUACUUGUUUUAUUUAGUAGAACCGGUAUGUUGUUCAAGGGUAAGUUUUAAGCAAUUAGAAACAUGAUGUUUUUACACUCUUAUAACCUCUACUGUGCAGUUUAGUGCAAUUCUCUACAAAAGGUUGGAUUUUAAUUGAGGUAAUUCUUGUAAGACUUUAUAUCAUGAUGAUGGACAUGCUUGUCAGUGUGUGAAUACUGCUUCUUGUGGUGUACACAACUAAACCAUGAAUAUCAUUCCUUGUCUCCCGAGAUGUCUUUGUAGAAGUUUUUUUUUUUAAAAGCUUUCUAAUUAUGAAGUAUUAAAAUGUCAAAUCAGCAGGGCCUCUGAUUUCAAACAUACUAUAAGUUGUUUUGAUAGCAUUAUCCUUUAUACCACUGCUGCAUUGAGUGAAAUGUGCCGAAUUCUGUAAUUAAGUGGGAAGACAAUGUAAGUACGACUUUUUUUUAAAUAGUGCCUAAAUAAUGCAAUAUUUAUGAUAAAAGAGAAGAAUCUAAAAACGAACCAAACAAGUUCAUUUAUAAUUAAAUCCUUUCUUCACUUUGUCUGACUGUCUGUGGAGAUUUUACAGUGCAGUAACACUGCCCUCUACAGAAUAGGCAUAGACAUUGUAUAUUUUCAUGUAUCUAAUAUAAGCAUAUGAUUUGGUUUUGAUACACUAUUCAUUUUUCUAAGGCUCAUUCUCAAGAUAUUGUAGGCUUAGCAUUUAAAAGGUUUUUUAAUAUUUUUUUUUUUUAUUCAUUUCAAUCUUCUUGUUGUCAUUUCAUGUAAUAUGUUGAUGUACAUGCAUCAUACAAGUCAGUUGGUUCAAUGGUUACUGCUUCUAGUUUCCAUGUGAUGAUUGUCCCUUCAGUAUUCUUUAUAUUUCAUGUUGUCUUUUAACUACCAAAUCUACUGAUUGGCACAGUUGAUAUUCAAGCAUUUAUUUCUUAAUUCUAUAGCGCCUUGUGAAUAAUAUUCCUAUAUGUGAUAAUUCGCUUCUUGGGCUAAGAUUCAAAUCUACCAUUUAUCAAAUUAUGCACCAGUAAUGUGUGAUAUUUAACCACAAUAUCAUAUAAAAUAAUUUGAAAUCAGAGAACAAUCUUCAACUUUCCAACACAAUAAAUGACAUGAGGACAAGAUAGUGGAGAAGAUUAUUUGAAGACCUGUGUAUAACUGUCCUAUCCUGUGUAUUAUUGUUGAGUAUAUCCUAUUCCUGUAGUGGUUCCCAUCUAAACUCCCGACUUGUGAGAAGAUAAAAACCAUUUAAGGACUGUGAAGUGAAGAUGCUGAUACACUGUAUUACCAGUAUAUAAGAUAAAGUCAUUGCUAAAUGUUCAUACAAGCCUAGGGGGCCUUGAAUCCAGUCAGGAGCUGGUACUAAACUGCUUUAGUACACAUGCCUCAUCUAUCCUUCAUUUAGUAUUUGACAUCUUAUUGUUUGUCAAUGUUAAUAAUGUAUGCAUGCAUUAUUAUUAAUGUGCAUGGUAUAAUACCCUUAUUAUACAAUUACCCUCAUUAUACAAUUGCGUAUCUGAGAAUUACUGUGUAUAGUAAACUUAUUAAACAAAAACACACAUUACAUUUA